Messenger RNA from Paramecium pentaurelia, 258 nucleotides. NCBI's taxonomy places the organism in Eukaryota, Ciliophora, Oligohymenophorea, Peniculida, Parameciidae. The record is from the annotation of a GenBank genome assembly.
AUGGGAUGCAUUUAAACUUAGAACAAAUCCAAAACACAUUAAAAGGUCUAAUUACCAAUAGAAAAACAUGCCAUCUAUAAAUGCUAUCAAACUAACACAUUAUAUGUCAAUGAAAUUGGCUAACAGUAUCAAAUUAUUCGAGAAGGAAAAAAGUUAACUAAAGUACCAAUUCUUAAAAGAUUAUAAUAAAAUCCAUUGUACCUCAAAAGGACUACUUCGUAAUCAGAUUUGAGCAUUUAAUCUAAAAGUACUUUGUGA